AUGCCUCCAUUUUCAGAUUUCAUUGUCAUUGUAAAUUACCACUCACAAAUGGUAUAUUGUAUAUUUGUUGUUGAACAUUUGGCUAGCUUUAUUCUAGCAAUUGUGAAUGAUGCAUUUUAUGUGAUGAACUGCUAUGAAAUGAAUAUUUUACAAAAUGAUUAUUAUAUACAUGAUUAUUCCAUCCAUUUGGCUGUAAAAUUCAAUAUGAAUGAACAUUUUAACCAAAGUUAUAUAAAUGAUGCAUUAACAUGUACAAUUAAUAAGAAGCUGGUAGGAGACAAUAAGAAGGACAAUUCAAUGAAUCUUUAACAGACUUUAUUGUUUAGAGAUACAAUGUAAUAUAUAUAACAUAUUGAUCAAUCCUUACAUGGACGAAAACAUUCAUUCAAUACAUGUUAAAUUAAAGGUGCAGCAAAGAUGAGUUGAGAGUGUCAGUGAACAGUAACUUUGUUCACAUUCCAGUUCAUGCCGGCUUUGAACACUUAUUUUUGAACAUUGCAUUAAUAUAACAUCAUUUCUGAAUAAUCCUCCAAUUUUUAGGGUUAAUUUUGAAAAGGUUGAUGCCCUCUUUUCGAUUUUAUCUAAUGAUACGGCUGAAUUUGGACAUUGUUGCAUCUUAUAUUUAAUAGCUUUCAUAUUUGAUAAGGUUUAUUUUAUAUAUAUCUGCUGUCUUCGGAUGUAAGAGAAACAAUGGCAUGUUUUUUUUGAAAAAAUGCUUCAAGCAGUUUAUACAUUUGAUGGUCUUUGCUGCCACUUUAAUAUACUGUAUUCCAUUCCACACAAAUAUUUGUACUUACUACUUACCCUCUUUCUCCCCAAAUAAAAUCACAUUUGUGUCUAAAUUAUGAAUGUGACAGUUUGCUGAUAAGAUUAUAAGUGUUACUUCCUGGUUA
This is a messenger RNA of Owenia fusiformis, 893 nucleotides long. The record is from the annotation of a GenBank genome assembly. NCBI's taxonomy places the organism in Eukaryota, Metazoa, Annelida, Polychaeta, Sabellida, Oweniidae.